AUGGCUGUGGGCCCUCGAGCCUCCAAGGAAGAGUUUAUGCAAGCCCUAGGCUUGAACUCGCAUGAUCCGCAGCAUGAGCAGUAUUAUCGUGCAAUGAGGGACGAAGCAAUCCUAACCUACAACCACCUCAACGAAGACCGCUCCAACCUCCUGGACAGCAUCGCCGCCGACCCCGCCACCAAACCACCUUACUUCUGGCACCACAUCCGCCCCGAGCGACAACGGUGGGGGAUCCUCGAGAUCGCCCGGAACGCGGGGCCUCUCACCCGCCCGCUGUUCGCUCGCGGGGCGGUCGUUACCUCGACCAACAACACCACCGGGUACGGACCCAACUGGGUGGCGGGAUGGUUGCUGUACAGCGUUUUCCGGUCCCGGGAUGUGCGGAAUAAUCGCAAUCGCAGGCGCGGGGAGGAAAGGGGUAAACAACCACAACCGCAGAGUCAGACGAACAGUGGCGUCUCGGGCAAGAAAGAAUAUUAUGAUCCAGUGCGGAACGGGUGA
This is a messenger RNA of Aspergillus uvarum CBS 121591, 501 nucleotides long. RefSeq lists its product as uncharacterized. Lineage: Eukaryota; Fungi; Ascomycota; Eurotiomycetes; Eurotiales; Aspergillaceae. The record is from RefSeq and is a predicted model, not a curated record. The transcript has 4 exons. The coding region runs from base 1 to 501 and encodes 166 amino acids.